Xiphias gladius (swordfish) is the source of this 1655-nucleotide messenger RNA. It is a transcript of the gene gtf2f2a, whose product is annotated as general transcription factor IIF, polypeptide 2a. Gene Ontology annotation, cellular component: transcription factor TFIIF complex. Bases 60 to 872 code for a protein of 270 amino acids. The record is from RefSeq and is a predicted model, not a curated record. The transcript is spliced from 9 exons. Gene Ontology annotation, biological process: transcription by RNA polymerase II; transcription initiation at RNA polymerase II promoter. NCBI's taxonomy places the organism in Eukaryota, Metazoa, Chordata, Actinopteri, Istiophoriformes, Xiphiidae.
UUGUUCUUACGCAUGCGUUUUGGCGGUUGCAUUAGCUUUCAGAAGCAUCACUUUAAAACAUGUCAGAGAAAGGAGAGGUGGAUUUAACUGGUGCCAAGCAGAACACAGGUGUGUGGCUUGUAAAGGUGCCCAAAUACCUUGCUCAGCAAUGGGCCAAAGCAACUGGCAGAGGCGAGGUUGGGAAACUCCGAAUCUGCAAGAAAGGAAACCAAGGAAAAGCAGAGGUGAGUUUCACUUUGAAUGAAGAGCUGACUGUGAUUGAGGGUAAAGAAGACAAGACAGUGUCUGUGCCUCGUGAGCACCCGUUCACCAUGCAGUCAGUGGGAGGUCAGAUGUUGGCAGUCUUCACCGAGACUCCAUCAGGCCAGUCAGAAGAAAGAUCUGAUGGCAGCAGCUCAGGUUCGGGGGCGGGGGCAGGUCCAGAAAAAAUUGCCUUAGAGGGAGUGGUUGUGCAGAGAGCAGAGUGCAGACCUGCUGUUAGCGAAAGCUAUAUGAGGCUGAAGAGGUUACAAAUAGAGGAGUCCUCCAAGCCAGCCAGGCUGUCACAACAGUUGGACAAAGCAGUCACCAGCAACUACAAACCUGUGGCCAACCAUGCUUACAAUCUUGAGUAUGAGCGGAAAAAGAAGGAGGAGGGCAAGAGAGCAAGAGCUGACAAACAGCAGGUGUUGGACAUGCUGUUUUCCGCUUUUGAGAAGCACCAGUACUACAACAUCAAAGACCUGGUCGAUAUCACCAAACAGCCUGUGAGUUACUUGAAGGAAAUCUUACGAGAUAUUGGCAUUUACAAUGUCAAGGGAACACACAAGAAUACCUGGGAGCUCAAGCCAGAGUACAGACAUUACCAAGGCGAGGAAAAGACUGACGAAUAGUUUGAGCCUCCCAAAGUCGAUGCACCACCUCUUCAUUUGAUGUGGGUCCCUCCCAGACCAGGCCUUGGAGCUCACUUCCGAUGUCCUUACAUCAGGUUUCAGAACACGGCGGAUGAGGAGGUCAAGCAAAGGUUGAGUUUUACAAGGAGAGGUGGUUGUAUCUUCUUGUUAUUUUGUAGGAGACAAGAAAAAGGGGCAAUGGGAAACAACUUGAGGAUUAUGCUCAAGUGUGCACCGUCUCUUCCUGAUGAGGUUUCACGUGGUCAAAGCUCCAGCAAACCCUCAAGGUGAAAGCCCCUGGUAUUUGAUUUAGUUGUUUUGUCUGAUGGAGUCAUGGGACAUAGUAUUUUAUGAAGCAUAAGAUGCAUUUAUGAACUCUGGUUCUUAGCAUUGAAUUAUUUUUUUAAUGUUUUGACAAGUAUAUCCAGUAUGGGGCUUAAUGGAUAAAUCUUAGGAGGAAUGACGUGACACAGGUAGUAGACUGAUAUGUGCUGAGGAGGUAAUUUUUCCUGGACAUUGUAUAAUUUUAUUUUUUUUUUUUUAAAUUAUUGCAACCUAACAGGUUUCCCCACCAUGACUUGGGGGAAGACAAAUUCAGUCUCAACUUGCAUUGGCAAAAUUUUAAGACCAGCACCAUUUCUGUAAUCCCACGUAUGUGCUUCAAUACCCUAUGCUCACUGAUUAUUUUAAAGUGUUUUACAUUUUGACUUAUGCAAUAAAUGUUUCAGUAGAAAAAUAUUUCUAUUUUUUUUUUAAAUUUGUACUAGAACAGCAUCAAGCCUA